Messenger RNA from Lichtheimia ornata, 504 nucleotides. RefSeq lists its product as uncharacterized. NCBI's taxonomy places the organism in Eukaryota, Fungi, Mucoromycota, Mucoromycetes, Mucorales, Lichtheimiaceae. The coding region runs from base 1 to 504 and encodes 167 amino acids. The record is from RefSeq and is a predicted model, not a curated record. The transcript has a single exon.
AUGUCAAAUAUAUCUCAGGAGCUACAAGACUUAGUACGAAUCAGAAGAGAAAGUGGACUACAAGCCGUAUCUGAGGCGUUGGCCGAGUUGCUUCCCAAUUCAUACCCAUCAACGACAUUGCCUCCAUCAACGGCAUUGCCUCUAUCAACAGCCCGACCUCCAUUAACAAGAUUGCCUCCAUCAACGGCCCGACCAGCACCAGCGACCCGACCUCCACUAAUAACAUUGCCUCCAUCAACGGCAUUGCCUCUAUCAACAACAUUGCCUCCAUCAACGGCAUUGCCUCCAUCAACAACAUUGCCUCCAUCAACGGCAUUGCCUCCAUCAACAACAUUGCCUCCAUCAACGGCCCGACCUCUACCAGCGACCCGACCUCCACCAACAAGAUUGCCUCCAUCAACGGCCCGAUCACCGUCAGCACAACCUGCUGAUUGCCCAAUCUGUGGUAAACGCAUCGCGCAGCGCCGUAACUUGAAAAGACACAUGCUAAUUCAUGAGCGUUGA